UGGUGUUACGGGGCUUGCUUGUUUGUGGUUUUUAUGCUUCUGAAUGUUUAAGUAAUGAUUCUAACGGAAUGGGAUUAUGUUUUGUUGUGAUUUUGCAGAGAAGAAGGAGAAGGUUUCUGAAAUAAAGUCAGGAAUAGAUGAGGCUGAUGUUUUGAUUCGAAAAAUGGACCUUGAGGCAAGAAGUUUGCAGCCAAGUGUAAAGGCCAUGCUUCUUGCUAAAUUACGGGAGUAUAAGUCUGACCUGAAUCAGUUGAAGAGGGAAUUCAAAAGAGUUUCAUCACCUAAUACUAACCAGGUUACACGGGAGGAGUUGCUAGAGGCCGGCAUGGCGGAUCCACAUGCGGUUUCUGCUGAUCAAAGAGAAAGAUUGACCAUGUCAGUAGAGAGACUGAAUCAGUCAGGUGAUAGGAUAAAGGAGAGUAGAAGAACCAUGCUGGAGACAGAAGAACUUGGUGUCUCAAUCCUGGAAGAUCUACACCAACAGCGGCAAACUCUCUUACAUGCCCAUAACAAGCUUCAUGGGGUGGAUGAUGCCAUUGACAAGAGUAAAAAAAUCUUAAGUACCAUGUCCCGGAGGAUUACUAGGAACAAAUGGAUUGUUGCUUCAGUCAUUGCGGCUCUUGUUUUUGCAAUCAUUCUCAUCUUAUUUUUCAAGCUUAAGUGACACACGGAUUCAUCUGGAUAUCAAACUAGUGAUUCUUUCCCCUCUUUUCUCUUUACUAUUUUCUUGAUGUCCAUGUUCUUGUAUAUAGGGUGAUUAACAUUGUGAUGGGCAUGUCCCCCAUUUUAGGCCAUAUACGGUGUAUCUGCACCCCUUGCUUGUUCUGUUGUAGCAUCGUUCUAGAGAUAGACGUUGGCCUGUAUUUCUGUUACUGCAUGUAGAACCAUCUUAUAUGUCUACCCCACUUGAUGGUGGCAAAAGUCGUGGGCAAUGUAUUGAAGCAAGUGAGAAAUAAAUGAUUGGAUUCAUUGCAUCAAAUUUCAUGUGGAUCCCUGUAUUCAAUAUUUGGAUUUAUUUCAUUCCUUUUUAUAUCAA
Molecule: messenger RNA, 1036 nt
Organism: Carica papaya (papaya)
Lineage: Eukaryota; Viridiplantae; Streptophyta; Magnoliopsida; Brassicales; Caricaceae
Source: RefSeq, a predicted model, not a curated record